This is a messenger RNA of Solanum lycopersicum (tomato), 6824 nucleotides long. RefSeq lists its product as uncharacterized. Gene Ontology annotation, biological process: negative regulation of DNA-templated transcription; positive regulation of transcription by RNA polymerase II. Gene Ontology annotation, cellular component: chromatin. Gene Ontology annotation, molecular function: transcription coregulator activity. Lineage: Eukaryota; Viridiplantae; Streptophyta; Magnoliopsida; Solanales; Solanaceae. The record is from RefSeq and is a predicted model, not a curated record.
UCCUAAACCCUAUUUUACUUAUGCAUACCUUUUUAUAUUCUUCUUUCUUCUCAGUUGUUGGUAUUAAUUUUGUGCUUUUCUUAGUUUUUGUUGUUUCGUUCUCGAGUUCCUAAUUUCUGUUUGUUCCAGUAUUUUUUUUUUUAAGUAUUCAGUGUAGGAAUGUGGUGUUGAGAUUUUUGAUAUCUGGAAUAUGAUUAAGAUACUAAGCAAUGGAAAAAAUAGAAGUUGUUUAGGUGAUAUUUUAUUUUAGUGGAAGCUGGAAAGGUAGAUUAUGUGGAGAAAAAAUAGGAAGAUUGAAUGAGUUUUUUUUUUUUCUUGCAAUACGUUAUCCAUUCCAUCUCUUUUGACAUUAUCUGAAUGAGCAUGGAUUGUAGAACGUUUAACUUUGACUCGUCAAAUAUGUGAGUGGCAGAUAAAAAUACCCAAGUGAUUGUUAAGAAAUUAGUUUGAGAGAAAAACAAUGUAUCCAAGUUUAAUUUAUCAGGGAUGUAAAAUUUUGAAACUUGUGAUAAUUGUAUAGAAUAAUGACCAAUCUGCCCUAAAUUGUGUGAUACUCCUACUUUGGAUGUUCUAAAAUGUUACACUCUUCCAAUUUUGGUAUUUUUCUUCUAUAAGUUUCACUAAUUUCAAGAAUCUAAUUCCUUUUAAUAUUCAAAUUUUAAAUUUGUUGAUUUUUCUAUCUCAGACUCUCUUCAAAAACCUUGAUUUUUGCCCAAUUAUUGCAAAUGUUAUGUACAAGUAAAUUUAACUCAUUUAACUCUAAGAAAUUAGAAGAAGAAGAAAAAGAAGAAGCGGUUUGGGAAUUGAAUUCGUCAAUUAUUUUCUCAUGUUGAUGGAAUUGAAUAGUUGUUAUGAAUAAUGUAAAUAAGGAAAGAAACUAAUAAAAUAUUAUAUGAUCUGUUUAACCGCAAAGUGAAGGGAUUAGAGAAUAUCCUCAUAUCUACACUAUCUAAUUAUACCACCUUUAAAACUUCGCCGAUGUUAAAAAAAAAUUAUACCAUCUUUAAAUAUUCUCAUAUCUACUUUAUUCAAUUAUACCAUAAUUAUCAGUCCUCCUCAAGUUGGAACAUGUAAGUCAUAUGCUCCUAGUAUGCCACAAAUAAAGUUAAUUCUAGAUCCUCAAAGUGAUUUUGUGAAAAUAUCUGCUAGUUAGUCCUUUGAGUUGACAAAAUUUGUGGUGAUGUAUCAGACUCGAUCUUUUAUCGAAUGAAGUGACAAUCUAUCUCAUCGUGCUUCGUUCUUUCAUGAAACACAACAUUAGGAGCGAUAUGUAGUGCAACUUGGUUAUCACUAAUCAAUGUCAUUGGUUUAACUCCUUCCAUCUUCAGUUCUUGGAGAAGUCUCAACCACAUAAGCUCAAUACUCUUUUUGCGCUUAAUCUAGCUACAACAACUUUACUUUUUACUUUUCCAAGAUAUUAGAUUGCCUCCAAUUAGAACACAAUAACCUGAAGUGGACUACUUGUCAGAAGGAGAUCCCACCCAAUCUGCGUUAGAAUAUCCAAUUAUGUUGGUGUUCCCUUGUCUUCAUACAAUAAACCUUAUCCCGGAGAGCUUUUGAUAUAUCACUGAAUGCGAAUCACUACAUUCUAGUGACCAUCACAAGGUGAUUGCAAAACUGGUUUACUACACUUAACAAAAAAUGAGAUGUUUAUUCGCAUGAUCAUGAGAUAGUUAAGUUUGCCAACAAGUCUCCGAUAUCUAUUAGGAUCUUUUCAUGGCUCCCUUGUUGUGGAAUAAGCUUAGUAUUUGGAUCCAUGAGACUGCCCAGUUGUUUGCAAUACAACGUACCAUCAUCUUCGAAAUGUCUAAGGCAUAUUUUUGUGUAAUAACAAUUCCAUCGCCAUAUUGUGCCACUUCAAUGCCCAAAAGGUAUUUCAGCUUGCCUAAGUCCUUAGUCUAAAAGUGACUUGAAAGGUGUUAUUUGAAUUUAGCAAUACCUUAUGAUCAUCUCAUGUGAUAACAAUAUUAUCAAUAUAAACAAUUAAAAGAUAUGUUUGUCAUAAGAUGAAUGCCUAUAAAAAACAGAGUGAUCAACUUAUGUUCGAAUCAUUCCAAACUAUUGGUCAACUGCUAAAAAAUGACUAGACCAUUCUCUAGGAGGCAACUUGAGACCAUGUAGAUCGGCAAAGCUUACAAACUGGUCUAGGCUCCUAUUGAGCAUCAAACUUGGGUGGUUGCUCAAUAUAUAUUGCUUCUACAAUUUCUCCACGUAGGAAUGCAUUUUUUAUGUACAACUAAAAAGGGGCCAAUGAUUCAUUGUUGCCAUAGAGAUGAGAAGACAAACUUAAGCCAUCUUAGCAACUAGUAAGAAAGUAUCUCCAUAAUCAAUGCCAUAAUUUUGAGUGUAUCUCUUUGCAACCACUGUCGCUUUGAGACGAUCGAUAACUUUAUCCGAACCACCUUAACUGGGAAUAUCGGACGACAACGUAUUGUUGUUUUGCCUUUAGUUAAGUAAAAGAACAAGCUCCCAAGUACCAUUAUCAUGCAAAAUAAUCAUCUCUUCAAUCAUCUCUAACUUGGAUGAAACAUUGCUUUGGCCAUAGUCUUAGGGAACUUUGAUGCUUGAUAAGCUAGUGAUGAAGGCAUGAUAUGAAGGUAGCAGACGAUGAUAAGUUAAAUAAAGAGUGACUUUCUGAGGAAAGAGUGGAUAGUUGAGUGACUUUUGAGUUAAAAUUCAAAGUUGAGUGACUUUCUGAGAAAGAAGUGCAUAGUUGAGUGACUUUUGAGUGAAAAUUGAAAGUUGAGUGACUUUCUGAGAGAAGAGUCCAUAGUUGAGUGACCAUCUGAGGUAUUAACUCCUUAAAUAAACAUCAACAUGAGUUUUGAUUAAUAGUAGUUCUAGUACCUUUGCGAACAUCAAUGGGAAGAACAUUUGAUAAGUGCUCGACCAAAGCAGAAGACAUUGUUGGACGAGGUAAUAAGUUACCAGGAUUGCUUUGUGUAAUUGGAAUAGAGCUAUAAAUACUAACUGAAUUAGCAAGCUGAGAAAGAGGAUGAGGUCAUCACGAUAGACCUUAAGAGUUAGAGGUGGAGCUGGGGUUGGAACAAGAAGUACUGAUAUAGCCUUUUGAUUUUUCACAUUAGGAGAAAAAUGUAGAGAAGUCUCGGAAAAAGUUUUAACAUCUGUAGAGAUAAGUACUUGUUGGUCGAGAGAAGUAGUGAAGUAUUUUUCAUGAGUUAUCACUGCUUAACUUCUUAUUAGUGGAUAUACCAAAAUGAUUGUGAAUUUCAACAAAAAAAUUCUAAAAGAUAGAGAUUAACUCAGAUACAUUUUCACUAAAAAUAACCACAUGCACUGAGAGUGGUCAUCAAUAAAGACAAUAAUGAAAGCCUAAGGAAGAACUGACACGACUUGGACCCUAUAUAUUUGAAUGAACAAUUUGAAUAUAGAGGUAGCCUUAUUGUCACGCUUUGGGAAUAAGGCUUUGUGCUUCCCAAGUUGACUCGACUCACAUUCUAACAAAGAUAAAUUAGAUAAUUUGGGGACCAUAUUAUGCAAUUUUAAGAGACUCGGUUGACCCAUUUGGCGAUGGAGCAAUUCAAAAGAAGCAGUGGAAGUCAAAGCAACAUGUGAUGUUGGAAUAGAGAGCAGGAUAGAUUCUUUGCAUCUGGUGUAAUACUUCAAAUUGGGGGAAACAAUUUGGAGAACUUGACAAAAUUUACACAACUGGCAAUUCCAUAUGGCUAUGCUUGACACAGGUGUUUUUGUAUGCAAAGGUUCGGAUUUGUUUGCUUGAUACAUCAAAUAUAUUAUUUCUACAAGGAAAGUUUGUUGUUGAGGCCAUGUGCGUAACUGCUGCAAAUACAAAUGUUCCCGUGAGUGUCAAUUGAUGAUGAUGACUCGUAUAAUGAACUAUCCGAAAGAUCUGCUUCUGCCCACAUGGUUUUUCAAAGGGUAAAAAUGAGUUCUUCAGAGAUGUGACUAGACUUGAGGAGUUUAUAAAGGACCCAUGGGGUCUUAAGGCCAAACAACCUGCCACAAUUCAGGUUAAGGUGCCCAAGCUUAAUGUUGCUCCGCCCCCAGAGGCGCCUGUUGGUGAUGGGGGUGGUGGAAGCGGCGGGGAUGGUGAGGAGGCAUCUGCUAUUGCUUCAGCUCAGAUUAAGCGUGCUGCUUUGCAGAAGAAAGCUGCUGCUGCAUCUAUGGCGGCUGAGGAUUUUGCUAGACGGUUUGAGUCUGGAGAUGUGGAGGGCUCCAUGAAAGAUGUUGGUGGAGAAGAACAGGGUCUAUCGAAUGUCAAAGUGAUGUGUAGGCUAUGCUUUUCCGGUGAAAAUGAAGGAGGUGAAAGUGCAAGGAAAUUUAUGUCAUGCAAAUGUUGCGGUAAGAAGUAUCACCGAAGCUGCUUGAAAGUGUGGGGUCAACAUAGAGAUCUCUUCCAUUGGAGCUCAUGGACAUGUCCCUCAUGCCGGCUUUGUGAGGGCUGUCAAAGAACUGGAGACCCAAACAAGUUCAUGUUUUGCAAAAGGUGUGAUGCAGCUUAUCACUGUUACUGUCUGCAGCCUCCACACAAGAACAUUAGCAGUGGGCCUUAUUUAUGCCCUAAACACACAAAGUGCCACAGCUGUUGUUCUAAUGUUCCAGGAAACGGACUGAGCAAGAGGUGGUUUUUAGGAUACACUUGUUGUGAUGCCUGUGGAAGAUUAUUUGAGAAGGGAAACUACUGUCCUGUUUGUUUGAAGGUCUAUAGAGAUUCUGAAUCAACACCUAUGGUCUGCUGUGACAUGUGCCAGCGCUGGGUGCACUGCCAAUGUGAUGGCAUCAGUGAUGAAAAAUAUUUGCAGUUUCAAGUGGAUGGAAAUUUGCCGUAUGCAUGUCCAACAUGCCGUGGAAAUAGUUAUCAGGGGAGAAAUCUUGAGGAUGCUGUUCAGGAGCUUUGGAGGAGGAGAGAUGUAGCUGAUAGGGAUUUAAUUGCAAGUUUGAGGGCAGGAGCUGGGUUGCCAGUUGAAGAUGAAAUAUUUUCUAUUUCAUCCUUCUCAGAUGAUGAAGAUGGUACUCCUGUAGUAAAAAAUGAACACAGUCGAUCUUUGAAGUUUUCUCUUAAAGGUUUAGUUGGCAAAUCUCCCAAAAAGAGCAAGGAGUAUGGAAAGAAAUCUUCUUACAAGAAAUAUGGUAAAAAGAAGGGAUUAACUGGACACAAGGAAGGACAUCCGGAUGCUCCAUCUGGUGGAUAUAGUGUUGGUGAUGUCCAGAAUGAAGAACUGCAGGCUUAUGGGGAACUUGAAAGCUUUUCUUCUCCUGUUGGUAGUUUUACAAAAGGUAUAUGUUCAAUUAAUCAGGCAGGGGUCAUAAAGCACAAAUUCAUUGAUGAGGUUACUGGAGACAUGGGUAAGAGGACAGUCCAAAUGAAAGGUAUCAAGCCUCAGCAUUUGGAUGAGGAUGAUGUUGGAAUUCAAACAAGCAUGCCAAAGACCUCUAAGGGGCCAAAGUUUGUUAUACAUUUGGGCUCGCAGAAUAAAAACAUAGCAGAUUCUCCGAAGUACGAUGCUUCAAGCUGUCAGAAAGAGCAAGAAUUGGCUACUUCAAAUGGUAGUGAGGAUCUAGUUCAGCUGAGUGAGAAUGAGAACUCGGAAAGGAAUGACACUGCAGAUAAACUCGGUGGUGGAAAAGGACAUAAGGUGAAUCAUAUGGACCAAAUAAAGGGUCAAAAUCAUAGGGGUAAAGAAAGCAACUUAUUGAAGAUCAAGAAAGUUAGCUCCAAAGGUACUAAUUUCCCUGCCAAAGUUGGUGGAAAAUUUGCCGUUGGAUCUGGACCUUAUCCUCCGCUCAAGACUUUUGGUAUCUUAGGUAAAGGAAGCAAUGACGGUAGUAUUAUUAUAAGGGCUGGAAUUGAAGCUCCUGCUACAAGGGACAAUAAGUUGGCUUCUGUAAAACAUGCCGAAGCUGGGCCCGCUUCUUGUGAUGACCUAAAUGACUUGAAAAAUAGCACACCUUCAGUAUCAAAUUCAGCGAGAAAGGAUCCAAAACCUCUCCUAAAGCUCAAGUACAAGAAUCCUUGCCAUGAAAGUCAAAAUGCAUGGGCUUCUCCAGGAGAGGAGGAUAAAAGCGUGGUUAAGGGCCAGAGGUCUAAAAGAAAGAGAGCAUCAGCCUUUGGAGAAAAAUCAUCAACCAGGGCUGAUGAUAAUUUAUCACAGCAGUAUGAAGACAAUACAAUGGAUGAGUUUUUGGAUGCUAACUGGAUACUGCAGAAGUUGGGAAAAGAUGCAAAAGGAAAGAGAGUGGAAAUUCAUCAUUCGUCUGAUAAUACCUGGCAUAUAGGAACAGUUGCAGAAGUUUUUGAAGGCUCACCUGUUGUGUCUGUUGCUUUUGAUGAUGGGAAGAAGAUGAACGUGGAACUUGGAAAGCAAGGAAUACGUUUUGUACCUCAAAAGCAAAAACGUUGACUGCUAAAUUGGUUAUUAGCUGCUGCGUAUGUUGCAACUUUGAAUGCCAAGAGCAUGAGCAACUGCUGAUUCCCAUAGUUCUCUAUGGUGGGCUCAAAGGAACUACUGAUCGUUGCAGAUCAAAAUUUCAAGGUUACUGCACAUUGCAUAGUGUGUUUGCUGCAAGUUUGCUUUCAUUUUUACCAGACUUACAUAUAAGACGUUGGUUGGUUCUGUUUUAUUGUUACCUUUCGUUGCGUGGUGUACAAAUUCUCUUUUCUGGUCAGAGGUUGAACAUUGUUUUUGAGCCAUUUUGUGGUACUUUAGAUUAAUCUUGCUGGAUUUGCAGUUUUAAUGUGAAUUUUCUAGAGAUUAGAAAGCUCUGCUCCUACUGGUUGUAACUCAUGAUGGUAGAUGACAUUAUCAUACUAUAAUUAGUACUGUUAUUUUUGUGUGUUUGUUUUA